GCAUUUGUAAAAGAAUUAAACGCACAAGGACACUAUCCUUCCAUGAAGCAAAUUUCUUCAACCAUCUCUAAGAAAUGGAAAGAAGAACCUGAAUGGGUGAAGGCACAAUAUUCGAUUAUUUCUUAUGACGCAAAUAAACUACUAAAAGAAAUGAUAAAUGAAUCAUCCGACAAUAAUUCGAUGCAUGAUGAUGAGUUAAAUACCGGCGGCGAAGAUGAUCUUCCGAUCAGACGACUACAAGAAUUCAAUGAUACCCAAAUUGAUAAUUUCGGAUUUUCUGUCUUUCCAGUAUCAGAACUUUAUUCGCAAAUUUUUGAAACUAAUCUGCAUGAGAUUAACAAUCAAAUUAGUGAUCCUUCGACAAUCAUGGAUCCAAAUAAUUAUUCAUUCUUUAAUUAUUCUCAAGCGAUAUCAGCCUUCAUAACCGAAAGUCAAAAUGAUCGAAAUUUUACCGAUUCAGAUCACUAUCAUUUCAAUGAACCAGAGGCCGAACCCGGGUGGUUAUCAUUCGGAUCACCCGCGAGUGGGAUGAAUAUCCGGGUUGCAGUUAUGGUCACCCGAAUUGAUCAACCCGUGGGUCAACCCGUAAAUCAAACUGUUGCUAUAAUAUAA
Ambispora leptoticha is the source of this 612-nucleotide messenger RNA. The record is from the annotation of a GenBank genome assembly. Lineage: Eukaryota; Fungi; Glomeromycota; Glomeromycetes; Archaeosporales; Ambisporaceae.